This is a messenger RNA of Cucurbita pepo subsp. pepo (vegetable marrow), 1712 nucleotides long. Its product is annotated as WRKY transcription factor 72A. NCBI's taxonomy places the organism in Eukaryota, Viridiplantae, Streptophyta, Magnoliopsida, Cucurbitales, Cucurbitaceae. Gene Ontology annotation, molecular function: DNA-binding transcription factor activity; sequence-specific DNA binding. Gene Ontology annotation, biological process: regulation of DNA-templated transcription. The record is from RefSeq and is a predicted model, not a curated record.
CGGCGGCGACAUGUAGGUCGCUGGGAAUGGGAAUGGAGGACGUCGAGAAAGCGUACAGAGGAAUGUCGAGGCUGGAAGGUGUAGCGUUGAAGGCGAGUCAUGUCGCUGACGCUGUGCUCUUCCUUGCUUCCGAUGACUCAGCCUUUGUCACGGGCCAUGACCUUGUGGUCGACGGAUGAAGAAAGAAUGAAAAGGACGAAAGCAGAAAUGAGGGAAGUAAGGGAAGAAAACGAGAGACUUAAGAAACGUUUGGAUGAAACAAUGAAGAAUUACGAGACACUGAAAAGGCAGCUCCAGCUCCAUGAAAUGGGUCAACUCAGAGAACCAAAAAAGUCAACACAAACAACUGCAAUUGCCAUACGUAACCAUGAGGUUGAAGAAAUGGACCAAGUGGUUUCACUCACAUUAGGAAGAAGAUUAUUCAACAACAUUUCCUCACCAACAAAAUCAGAUCCUCAAAACGUGGGCUUUCUGGGUUUGCCGGCGCCCCCCACCGGAGAAGAUGAACUUUCUCGGCACAAUCCUCCCAAGAAACCUAGGGUUUCUGUGAGAGCCCGGUGUGAUGCCCCGUUGGUGCAGAUGAACGAUGGAUGCCAAUGGAGGAAAUACGGGCAGAAGACGGCAAAAGGAAAUCCUUGCCCUAGAGCUUAUUAUCGUUGCACAAGUGCACCCUCAUGUCCCGUUAGGAAACAGGUGCAAAUGAGUGUUGAUGAUAUUUCCAUACUAAUCACCACCUAUGAAGGAACUCACAACCAUCCUCUACCUGUUUCAGCCAUGGCCAUGGCUUCCACCACCUCGGCUGCCGCCUCGAUGCUCCUCUCGGGCCCUUCUUCAUUCGCCACCGCUGCGGCGAAUCUCCAUGGAUUGAACUCGUAUCUCUCUAACAACACAAAUUCAAAGGGAUUCUACUUGCCAAACUCUUCAACGCUAUCUUCUUCUCUCAACCAUCCCACAAUCACUUUAGACCUCACUUCAAACUCUCCCUCAACUAAUUAUCUCCCAAAGUUUCCUCUUGAUUUUGGCUCUUCUCAAUACAGCUUCAUGCCUUGGAACAAUAGUAACAGUGGCUAUGGCUAUGGCAAUGCCAAUCAAGCCGGUCAUCAACAAUUUUCCAAAUCUUCAACUCCGCCCCCGCCAUUGUCGUCACCUCUACCGGACACGAUUGCAGCAGCAACUAAGGCGAUUACGUCUGACCCGAAUUUCCAUUCGGCAUUGGCAGCUGCCCUGAGCUCGAUCAUCGGCGGCGGGAAUGGGAGCAAGACAGCUCCUCCAAUGGCUAGCUAUGUUGAAGAACCUCAGGGAAAUGUGUGUGCAUCAUCAAGUUUAAGCUCUCAACAAGGAAGUAUGGGGUUUGAGGCAGCUAAAUCAUUAUCAUGCUCCACCUCCAAGAGUCCUUCCUCAUCUCCUGGGGAUAGUAGAGAAAAUGGCAAGUGAAAAUGGAUGGAUGAUGAAAUAUUCAACAUAAUGAGAUUUGUAAAUAACCCAUUCGUGUAAUAGCCAGACACCAAGGGAUGCAAUGUACCAAGGCACUAGGCUCCAUGAAAGUGGACUGUGAGAUCCACCAUCAAACUUCUUCCUACCAUACACAUUUUUAGAACCGUGAGGCGGAUAGUAAUUGAUCAAAAUAGAUAAUAUUUGCUAGUAGUGACUCGGGAUGUUACACAAUUGGGCAAUUUGUCCUUUUAAUAUUUUUAUAGGGUAGUUUGUCCUUU